AUGCCGACGUACUCGACGCAGGUCCUGUUGGAGAGGCCCAAGAUGGCUAGCAGGUCAGCCUCUCUGGCGAUUGCCGAGUAUGACAAGGCCGGGAAUCUCAAGGCCAAAUACGUCGAGUCGGCCUCGAGGAUAGGGCCCUCGAGGGUCGACGUCCUGGACUCUGUCCAGGCGUUUGCCGGCUCCAUUGCCGGCAUGAUCUCGUCUCGUGCUGUCUGGGAAGGUCUGGGUGUUGGCGACUCGUUGGCAUCCCCAACCGGAGCCAUGCUGGUCCAGGUCAUCAGAGAGUCCACGGGCAGGUUCGCGACCAUCGCAUUCGCCCACCUGUUCGGGACGUCCAUCGAGGCCGAGUGCAAGGCGUGGCGGCUGGCCGCGGACGUGCUCUGCGACGUCGCCAUGGUUCUCGACUGCCUGUCUCCCAUCUUCCCGCACGGCGUCAGGUUCCUCGUGCUGUGCUUCUCGAGUCUGCUGUACUCGGCCAGCGGCGUCGCGGGGAACGCGUCCAAGAGCAGCCUCAGCGGCCACUUUGCCAAGUGGAACAACCUCGGCGAGCUCAAUGCUAAAGACGCCAGCCAAGAAACGGCCAUCUCUCUAAUUGGAAUGAUCUCUGGCACAUUCGUGGUAUCGCUGCUCACAGACCAAAGAGCCACAUGGGCGACGCUCAUCUUCCUUCUGGCACUUCAUCUCUUCCUGAACUGGAAGGGCGUCAGAGCGGUCAAGUCCCGCUCGCUCAACCGGCAGCGGGCCAACAUUGCAUUCUCGGCCUUGUUCUCCAAGGGCCAGGUCCUCACGCCUCAUCACGUCGCCGAGAGGGAGCGCAUCUUCGAAAGGCGCGGGGGCGAGGUAUUCCGCUGGAACUCGGGGGUGGUCCUCGGCCAUUGCAAGUACGGCGUGUCUCUCCAGUCUCUUCUCGAGGCUCUGGCCAGCGGUCGCGGCGGCAGGGAAAGAUGUUUCCGCCUCGCGACGGUGGACUUGUCCACGCUGCUCCGUCGCUUCGAGAAGGAGGAGUAUGUCCUCUGGUGCGUGGUCUCGGAGCGGACGUCGUACGACGCAGCGUCGAGGGUCAAGGUCAUGGUCGUGCUCAAGGACGGGGUCUCGCCCAAGUCGCAGCUGAAGGCCUGGUUCCACGGGCUGCUGCUGGCGAGGCGGCUGAGCGGCCAGAGGGAAGACGACCUGGCCCAGGCCGGGCUGGACCAGCUGGUGAUGCUGCACCACAUCGAGGCGAGCCUGGAGAUCGCAAGCGAAAAAUACGAAGAGUAUGCGAGGAGGCUCUGCUUCGCGGGCUGGAACCUCGACGUGUCCGUGCUGGAGACCCGAUCAGGUUCUCGGAUCGUACGCGAGCCUGACGCAACGGAGGCGCUCAGAGUUCAUGCGGAGGAACGGACGAUCUAG
Messenger RNA from Colletotrichum destructivum, 1389 nucleotides. RefSeq names its product Putative Root UVB sensitive family. The coding region runs from base 1 to 1389 and encodes 462 amino acids. The record is from RefSeq and is a predicted model, not a curated record. NCBI's taxonomy places the organism in Eukaryota, Fungi, Ascomycota, Sordariomycetes, Glomerellales, Glomerellaceae. The transcript has 5 exons.